GCCUGAUCAUUUGAUUUUCUCCUCUGUUACGAGUUGAAAGUUUGAGCCGAGAGCUGCUCGCCCGCCGCCGCCGCCGCCGAUAUUAUUAUCCGGUAAUCGCGCCAUAAUUUAAUAUCCUCUCUCUCGGCAGCGAGGGCGAAAUCCAAUUACCCGGCCGCACGGCACUGCUCCAGCUAAUAAGUAGCGGCGUACACACGUCUUUAAUCAUGGAUUACUCGUACCUCAACCAGGGCUUCGAGGCGGCCGCCAACUCGGCCGCCAGUUGCUCGCUCGCCAGCAUGGAGGCGGCCGGCAUGGCCUGCUCGUACCCGGACCUCGCCUCCUGCGGCCAGAUGGGCCAGGCGUACCGCUACUCGGCGGCCAUGAGCAGGUACAACCACCCCAGUCCCGGCCAGUGCGCCGUCAUGGCCCGCGGAGGGCCGCAGGAGCACCACCGGGCGGCCGCCGCUGCCGCGGCCAUGUUCCCGACCUCAAUGAAUCUGCAAUCCGGCCUUCCCUACAAAGUGUACCCUGGCCACGAAGGCGUUUUGACUGAGAAACGGAAGCAGCGACGGAUCAGGACCACUUUCACCUCUGCCCAGCUGAAGGAGCUGGAGCGCGCCUUUCAGGAGACCCACUACCCUGACAUUUACACCAGGGAGGAAAUCGCCAUGAAAAUCGACUUGACUGAGGCCAGAGUCCAGGUUUGGUUCCAAAACCGACGGGCCAAGUUCCGGAAGCAGGAGCGGCUAGCGCAGCAAAAGGCCAAUCAAGGCUCUUCCGGGGCCAACGGCGGCGCUUCAACGCCUGGCAGUGACGUUGGCGGUCCUCAGAGCCAGAGUUCGACGCCUGGGGUCAAAAGUGAGCCCAAGUCGCAGGGAAAGGAAAGCUCCAAGCCCAGUGGCGGCAUCAACAACCAGUCCGUCGACAUCAAACCAAUCAAUAAUGGAGUGCUCAAAAUGGACGAGGUGAGCAACAACAACAACAAGUGGUCUCCAUCCGGGGGCCUCGGAGGUGGCUCGUGCGGCGGCAAACUUGGUUCAGGUGGCGCCGGGGGCGGCAUGGGCCACAACCAGCAGCAAAACCACCUUCUGGGGCCCUUUUCCUCCUUGCUUGGAGCGUCAGGCCCGGCGGCCGCGGCCGCCUUUGUGCUCGAGCAUCACCACUCUGCGCCGCACCACGCACCCCUCCACCACAAGCAGCCUCAAGCUCAGGCGCCGCACCUCUUCUGAGACUCGUCCCUGCUGGCCGAGGCGCUGCUCCUCGAACUGCCGGCCACCUGAGAAGCUGCGGCCGCUUUUCAGCCCUGUACAUACAAUAGUUAGUUUGAGAAAAACUACUCCCAUGUUUUAGUCAGGCCGACUAGUCGCAAGAUGAACUUCCGCCGUUCUGGGAAAGCAGGUCAGGUCUCCAACCUUUUGUUUUACUUCUUUUUCUUUACCUUUUUUUUUAUAUUUUUGCUACGUUAUUACCAAGAAGGUACCAGCAGUAUUACUGCUGAUUAAAAUUAUUUCCUAAUGAGAAAUCCAAAAAUACUUUUAAUUAAUAAUAAUUUAUUUUACUUUGCUUCGGAAUUUUCUGUAAUUAUUUUAAAUUCAAUUAUUAAAAAUUUUCAAUAACCUUUAAAAUUACUCCGAUUGAACUGGUAAAAUAGAAUCCCUUUGGUAGCUUUGUCUGAAAAUAUAUACGACGCCUUCCUAAAUUUAAAAUCAAGACUCAGCUUCAGAAUUUAUUCUUUUAUUUUGUUUUACCACAUUUUAUUUUCAAAUGGAGACCUGAAAUUUGUCUGUGUGCGUGAUUUGUAAAUAUAGCAAAAUUUCUCACGCAAGAUUGUGCUUGUUGUGUAAAAAAAAACUAAACAGAGCGGCGCGACCGUGCGGAUUCCCAGCAGCAUUUUCUAGUCCUUAAGCGCAGCGGAAUUUUUUGAUUUCCCAGCUGAAUGUGUAUGUACAAAAUAAUCGUGUUAAU
Messenger RNA from Neocloeon triangulifer, 1947 nucleotides. Its product is annotated as paired mesoderm homeobox protein 2A-like. Gene Ontology annotation, molecular function: RNA polymerase II transcription regulatory region sequence-specific DNA binding; DNA-binding transcription factor activity, RNA polymerase II-specific. The transcript has 4 exons. The coding region runs from base 207 to 1211 and encodes 334 amino acids. The record is from RefSeq and is a predicted model, not a curated record. NCBI's taxonomy places the organism in Eukaryota, Metazoa, Arthropoda, Insecta, Ephemeroptera, Baetidae. Gene Ontology annotation, biological process: regulation of transcription by RNA polymerase II.